AUGCAACUGGCCAGCAUUGAACAAGGUCUAGCGGACCUCAAAUCGGGAAAAUUCCUCAUUGUCGUGGACGAUGAGGAUCGUGAAAACGAAGGCGACCUCGUGAUGCCCGCAGAGUGCGUCACUCCUGAUGCCGUCAAUUUUAUGGUGACCCACGCCCGCGGCCAGGUUUGUAUGCCCAUGACGUCAGAACGUCUUCAAGAGUUGGACAUACCGAUGCUGCCCAGCGUCAACUCCGACUCUGCCAUGCCAACUGCGUUCACCAUGCCGGUGGACUAUGUGGUGGACACCACCACCGGGAUUUCGGCGCAAGACCGCGCUGCCACCAUCCGCGCGCUCAUUGAUCCAGCGGCGCGCCCGCAAGACUUCAUCCAGCCGGGGCACCUUUUCCCAUUGCGCUAUCACACUGGCGGCGUGCUGGUGCGGCCGGGGCACACCGAGGCAAUCAUAGACCUGUGUCGGUUGGCGGGGAUGUAUCCGGCCGGGGUCGUGUGCGAAAUUAUGAAAGAUGACGGCACCAUGGCGCGUUUGCCGGAUUUGCUGAUGUUAGCGAAGAAACAUUCGCUCAACAUCCUGUCGAUUGCGGACCUGAUACUCCACCGGCGCCAACAUGAUCCUGAAGCCAGAGAAGAUGGCUAA
Messenger RNA from Geodia barretti, 636 nucleotides. The record is from the annotation of a GenBank genome assembly. NCBI's taxonomy places the organism in Eukaryota, Metazoa, Porifera, Demospongiae, Tetractinellida, Geodiidae.